Molecule: messenger RNA, 3978 nt
Organism: Bufo gargarizans (Asiatic toad)
Lineage: Eukaryota; Metazoa; Chordata; Amphibia; Anura; Bufonidae
Gene: CNNM1
Product: cyclin and CBS domain divalent metal cation transport mediator 1
Biological process (GO): magnesium ion homeostasis; transport
Cellular component (GO): plasma membrane
Molecular function (GO): transmembrane transporter activity
Source: RefSeq, a predicted model, not a curated record
GAUGGCGGCGGAGGCGGCUGCUGCUCCCGGCGCCGUCCUCCUCUUCCUGCUCUCCCUGUCUCCACGACCCUCGUCUGCCUGGCUGCUCGGUCUCCGCCCGGAGGACACGGUGGGCGGUCGAGUGUCCCUUGAGGGAGGCACCCUGAGGGCUGCCGAGGGGACCCGCUUCACCCUGCGCCUCUACUUCCAGCCCCCGCUGUCGGCCCAGCAGCAGCAGCUGAAUCCUCAGCAGCCGAGCCCCGCGGGUAACGGCUCCAGCCCCCCGCCCAAAGUGGUGUUCAUCGAGGAGCCCAGGGCAGGAGGGGACCCGUGUGUGGACGAGGGGGCCUGGGCUUCGGACGUGGAGGUGCUCGGCCCUCUGCAGCCCUCCCCUCACGGAGGUUCGGCCCUGGUGGAAGUCAGAGUCCGGGAGCUGCGGAAAGGGGAGCGGGGCAAGCUCUUCUCCCUGUGCGCCUUUGACGGGCGGCACUGGGAGCACCAUGGAGGCGAGCACUUUGUGCUGGAGGUCCGGGAGGCCGCCGAGGCGAUGCCGGCCUGGCUGCGGGCGCUGGUGGCGCUGCUGCUGCUCGCCAUGUCCGCGCUCCUCAGCGGCCUCCGCCUCAGUCUGCUCUCCCUGGACCCGGUGGAGCUGCGGGUGCUGCAGAACAGCGGCUCCCCCGCGGAGAAGGAGCACGCCUGGAGGGUGCAGACGGUGCGGGCCCGGGGCGCCUACCUGCUGUGUACCCUGCUGCUGGGCAACGCUCUGGCCAACGCCUCCCUGGCCGGCUGGCUGUGCUCGUCCCUCCCCGCGGAGCCCUGGCUGGCCGUGCUGCUGUGCACCGCCUGCGUCUUUCUGUGCGGGGAGGUGGCGCCCUACUCGGUGUGCUCCCGGCACGGCCUGGCCAUCGCCUCCCGCACCCUGUGCCUCACCCGUCUGCUGAUGGCCGUCACCUUCCCGGUGUCCUACCCGCUGAGCCGCCUGCUGGACUGGGCCCUGCGCCAGGAGAUCAGCACCUUCUACACCCGCGAGAAGCUGCUGGAGAUGCUGCGGGCGGCCGAUCCCUACAACGACCUGGUGAAGGAGGAGCUGAACAUCAUCCAGGGCGCCCUGGAGCUCCGCACCAAGGUGGUGGAGGACGUGCUCACCCCGCUGGGGGACUGCUUCAUGCUGCGCUCGGACGCCGUGCUCGACUUCAGCACCGUGUCCGAGAUCCUGCGCAGCGGCUACACCCGCAUCCCGGUCUACGAGGGCGACGAGCGGGCCAACAUCGUGGACAUCCUGUUCGUCAAGGACCUGGCGUUCGUGGACCCCGAUGACUGCACCCCGCUGCAGACCGUCACCCGCUUCUACCACCGCCCGCUGCACUGCGUCUUCAAUGACACCCGGCUGGACGCGGUGCUGGAGGAGUUCAAGAAGGGUAAAUCUCACCUGGCCAUCGUACAGCGGGUCAAUAACGAAGGGGAAGGCGAUCCGUUUUAUGAAGUGAUGGGAAUUGUUACCCUAGAAGAUAUCAUAGAAGAGAUUAUAAAGUCAGAGAUCCUAGACGAGACCGAUCUGUACACUGAUAAUAGAAAGAAGGAAAGAAUUCCCCACCGGGAGAGGAAACAACAUGACUUCUCCCUCUUCAAGCUGUCCGACAGUGAGAUGAAGGUAAAGAUUUCUCCUCAGCUUCUUCUGGCUACACAUCGAUUCAUGGCUACAGAGAUCGAGCCUUUCAAAGCUCCUUUCCUGUCAGAGAAGAUUCUGCUACGGCUCCUAAAACAUCCAAAUGUCAUCCAAGAGCUGAAGUUUGAUGAUAAAAACAAAAGGUCUUCAGAACAUUAUCUCUAUCAGCGCAAUAAACCGGUCGACUAUUUUAUUUUAAUCCUCCAGGGUAAAGUGGAAGUUGAAGUUGGUAAAGAGGGAUUGCGGUUUGAGAACGGAGCUUUCACCUACUAUGGCGUUCCUGCUAUACUGACCACCGUGUCCUCCGACAAUGAUGUGAGAAAAGUUGGAAGUUUAGCUGGUUCCUCCUUUCUCUUACCUGUGUCCGUAUCUCGUACCUUCGCUUUCAGCAGAGGGGAAUCAUUGGCUGGCUCCCCAGUAAACAGAUCCCCUUCUCGCUGCAGUGGUUUGAACCGUUCUGAAUCCCCUAACAGAGAACGUAACGAUUAUGGGGGCAGCAACAACCAGUUAAGCAACAGCAACAACAACCUCUACAUCCCCGAUUACUCCGUCCACAUCCUGUGCGAUGUCCAGUUCAUCAAGAUUACAAGGCAGCAGUAUCAGAACGCCUUGGCCGCCAGCCGUAUGGACAACUCUCCACAGUCCCCAGAAAUAGAAGUAUUCAGUGAUGGGGAGUCCACAAAAGUCACAAAGUAUCACAGAACGUCGGAAUCUCCGAAAGACGACACCAUGAGCACAUUAGUGAGCGACAGAAACUGCAACUUGGCCAGCAGCAGAUCAGAUGUUCUGAAAAGUCCUAAUGACUCUGUGUUCUUGCACAUGGAUGACAUCCCCCAGAUAAGAGAGGAGCUCGCAGACAUUUACAACUACACAACAAAUCCCGAUUCUUGCUGUGUCGUCGUGGAACUGGAGCAUUCCAGCGGAGAGAUUAUUUCCAGUUCAGCAGUGAACAGCAGCGAGGAGACACUUGGCAAGAAGUUAUUGAGGACACUGAGUGGCAAAACAAGGAAAAAAUCCAGAGAUGCGGAUAAAAGUCCUGAAGAAAGUUCAGUUUUGCACCUAAUAACAUGAAGGCAAAUCCAUGUAAUCCUUGUGACAGAUGUGAUCGCGGGAUUAUUGAUGGGAGUUUCACAAGUUCCUCCUUGUUUGCUAAGCCUUUGCACUUUUCUUUUUCUGAGCACACCUUUUCUACACAUAUACUGUCUGAUUGUGCAGCUCCAGAAAAGGUCUGGGAUGAAACAAGUACAAAAUGUAGAAUGUCAUAAAGAAUAGCUCUGUGGGAAAUGACCAAUUCAUUACCUAGAAGCAGCACAAUCUAUAGUGUCCUUUUAGUUAUAAUUAAGGGCUCAUGCACACGGCCAUGUCCAUAUUGCGGCCCGCAAGCACUUGAUUGGGUCCGCAAUCCGGAAGAUGUGGUGUGGAAAGGAGGCACGGAACCCUACCGAAGCACUACGGAGUGCUUCCGUGUGGUUUCCCUCCGUGCCUCCGCACAGCAAAAAAAUAGAACAUGUUGUCCGUGCAUUGGGGACCGAUGCACGGAAUGGCCGAUCAAUGGCUGUGUGCAUGAGCCCUAAUAGUGACCUGUUUCUGUUUUUUAAAUAUUUUAUAUUGGAGGAGGCCGAGGGCGAUGAUUCCCCAAAUGUCUUGCUCAACGCCCAAGAAAAAAACAGAGUCCUGGAGCUACUUAUGAUGCGAAUAUCCAGUAGCUCCAGGACUCUUCUAGGACUCCUGCUCAAAUCCGUGGCCCUGUUAAAGCUCUGAGCAGGAGCUGCAGAUUUAGUCCCAAAGACAGAAUGAAAUCUCAACCUGAGAGACCCCUGCUUGUUUAUUCUUAUGGGAGACAGCAAUGACCAGUCGAUUUUUAAUAAUCAUUUUUAUCAUUUUCUAGUUAAACCUAAGCUACUAUUCACUACCAAAACUCCUUGCAUCAGUCUAUAGAGGACAUGAUUACAGUCUGUAGAGGACCUGCUGCCCGGCAUGUAAUGUAGUCAAUGUUCCUAGCUAGUCACGUGUCCUCCAUAGACGGUAAAGUGUUUAGAAACUACAGUCGCUGAAUGCAGUACAACAACAAAAAAUCACACAUUCAAACUGAAUGUGUGAUACUUAACCUUAAGACACUGUGUCGUUUUUAUGUCCAACAUUCUGUGCUGAUAAAUUCCAGAUUCAUUUUCUGAUACAGGGAUCCAAGCCAUCUUCCCUUCACAUAGUAAUUCAGUACAAUUCAGGUUACCUGAAGCCACCACUAGAACGUAAGUUGUAUGCAGCAUGCUCCUAAGCUCCCCCUAGUGGCGACAGCGGGUAGACAGAACUUUAAAGGGAACCUGUUACCGGGA